UUUGCGAUUCUCAUCGGUUUGAGGGGGUUGCAACCACCCACCUAAAAAAAGUCAACAAAAAAAGUGUUUAUUUUAUUUAUCGUUUAGUUUGUCUCUUAAACCAUGUGGACCCCACGUAAUAAUUUUUGAGAAUUUUUCUUUUCUUUCAGCAUCUUUCUCUUCCUUGUUCUACGCAACUCUCUCUUCCUAAAAAUCUCAUCCUCUUCCUCACACAAAACCACCCAAAACUCCAUAACCAAUCACCUUUAUCGAAAAUAAAUUACAUAUUUCUCAUCCUCUCAUGAUCCUCUUCUACAUGUCUAUCUAACUAUAUUUGUUUAAGGAGCUAAUUUUUCUGUUAAAGUGAUCAGUUAGUUUUCAUUCUGAUCUGAAGCUGUUUUCGCUGGUGAUUUUCAUGUUCGUAGUGAGUUCUGUAGUAUCGUGAGAUUUAUCUUUUAAAUCCAAUAAUAAUCGGAUGGAUCAGAAACAUCACAUAGCAAUUUUUACUACUGCUAGCCUUCCAUGGUUAACGGGAACCGCAGUGAACCCUCUCUUUCGUGCGGCAUAUCUUUACAAAGCUGAGGAAAGGAAUGUCACCUUAGUAAUCCCUUGGUUAUCUUUGAAAGAUCAAAAAUUAGUAUAUCCAAACAAUGUUACAUUUGAUUCUCCUGCCGAGCAGGAGAAAUAUAUCCGCCAAUGGCUUGAGGAUAGAAUUGGAUUUGCAUCUGGUUUCAACAUAAAGUUUUAUCCAGGAAAGUUUUCUAGAGAUAAAAGGAGUAUUCUUGGCGUUGGCGAUAUUUCAGAAAUUAUCCCCGACAAAGAUGCAGAUAUUGCUAUUCUAGAGGAGCCUGAGCACCUGACAUGGUAUCACCAUGGGAAAAGAUGGAAAACUAAAUUCAGGCUAGUUAUAGGAAUUAUUCACACAAAUUAUUUAGAAUAUGUGAAGAGAGAGAAAAAUGGAAACUUACAAGCGUUUUUACUGAAAUAUUUAAACAACUGGGUUGUUGGUAUAUAUUGUCAUAAGGUAAUCCGACUAUCUGCUGCCACUCAGGAUUACCAGGGGUCCAUCGUCUGUAACGUUCAUGGAAUUAAUCCAAAAUUUCUUGAGAUUGGCAAGAAGAAAAGGGAGCAACAAGAGAAUGGAGACAAGGCAUUUACCAAAGGUGCCUAUUUCAUUGGGAAGAUGAUAUGGAGCAAAGGAUACAAGGAGCUGCUCGAACUCCUUAAAGAUCAUCAAAAGGAAUUAGCUGCUCUUGAGUUUGAUUUGUUUGGAAGUGGAGAAGACUCUGAGGAUGUUCAAAAAGAGGCUAAAAAGCUGGAAAUGACAGUUAGAGUUCAUCCAGGUCGUGAUCAUGCCGAUGAUCUAUUUCAUGAUUUCAAAUUGUUUCUUAAUCCAAGCACAACAGAUGUAGUUUGCACAACAACAGCAGAAGCUUUGGCAAUGGGAAAAAUUGUUGUGUGCGCAAACCAUUGCUCAAAUGAAUUUUUCAAGCAGUUUCCGAAUUGUUGGACAUAUGAUAACCACAAGGAAUUUGUUGAACUCACACUGAAGGCAUUCUCCGAAGAGCCCGCCCAGCCCACCGAUGCUCAGAGACAUGAACUUUCAUGGGAGGCUGCAACAGAACGUUUUCUUAAGGCUGUUGACCUCGACAAGCCGUUCGAGAGAAAGGUAUUGUCAAGAACUACCUCAAACUAUAUGUCUACUUCGAUAAAUUUUCAACAGUCAGUAGAGGAUGCAUCAGCAUAUGUACAUCAUGUCGCAUCUGGGUUUGAAGUUUCGCGAAGAAUAUUUGGUGCCAUUCCAGAUAGCUUGCAACCUGAUGAACAGCUACGCAAGGAACUCGGGUUUUCUAAUCCUGCCAAUAAAAGUCCAGGUAAGUUGGAUUCCAGGGACUCACUAGGGUCAGGGCAUACCUCAAGGCUCAAAGAGCGUUUACAGAGGUACUUACAAAUCUUCCACCAAAAAGGUCCUCACGCCGCCGGCAGCAGCAGGAGUUAAACCCAUGUCUUGGAGGCUUGCAAGGUCUUCAUCGUCAAGAUUGGAAGCUCCUGCAGAUGUUAUCUCUACAAAAGAAGAAGAAAAUGAACUCUUAAAACAAUGAAUCAUCUUAUGUCCAAAAUUCUAGUAGAUGUUAUUAUUUGUCUAGCAAGAAUAUUUGAAGAUAUGUUGUAUAUAAGAUAUAUUCUGUUGAGAAAACAACUCUAUAAGAUUAAGUUUGUUAGUUUAUUCAUUCAUCCCUAUAGUUAGUUGUAUUCACUUGCUUAUAAAUAAUAACAGGCUGUGAGUAUUUUCUCUCAAGCAAUUCAAACUAUCUAAGUUAA
Trifolium pratense (red clover) is the source of this 2301-nucleotide messenger RNA. RefSeq names its product digalactosyldiacylglycerol synthase 2, chloroplastic. The coding region runs from base 455 to 1978 and encodes 507 amino acids. Lineage: Eukaryota; Viridiplantae; Streptophyta; Magnoliopsida; Fabales; Fabaceae. Gene Ontology annotation, biological process: galactolipid biosynthetic process. Gene Ontology annotation, molecular function: digalactosyldiacylglycerol synthase activity. Gene Ontology annotation, cellular component: chloroplast outer membrane. The transcript has 7 exons. The record is from RefSeq and is a predicted model, not a curated record.